AUGCCUGCCCCAACUGCCCUUCGCCAACCGGCGGAAGUUUCUGCCCUUCAGCAACCCGUUCAAUCUAUGGACGCGGAUGAUGAGGUCUUGAUCGAUGCUCAGGGAACGACAGAGCCCGAUGUCACCAACCCCGUCGCAGAUCCCACGGCAGACACCGAGAUGCGCAUCGACGAAGAGGGCCGCCCCGUCUUCACACCUGCAAAGGAAACCAGUACCGCUUAUCGCAUCGAGACUCGCAAGGUGCCCGUUCCCCCUCACCGCAUGACGCCUCUUAAAGCCAACUGGACCAAAAUCUGCCCUCCUAUCGUCGAGCACCUCAAGCUUCAAGUGCGCAUGAACAUCAAGAGCCGCGCCGUGGAACUCCGAACCUCCAAGUUCACCGCGGACGUCGGUGCUCUCCAAAAGGGCGCAGACUUUAUCCGGGCUUUCACUUACGGCUUCGAUAUCGACGAUGCGAUUGCUCUUCUCCGACUGGAUGACCUGUAUAUCGAGACUUUCGAAAUCAAGGAUGUCAAGACCCUCAACGGAGAGCAUCUUGGCCGUGCGAUCGGUCGUAUUGCUGGCAAGGACGGAAAGACCAAGUUUGCUAUUGAGAAUGCUAGUCGAACCCGUGUGGUGCUGGCCGACCAGAAGAUCCACAUUCUGGGUGGAUUCAAGAACAUUCACAUUGCCCGUGAGGCUAUCGUCAGCCUCAUCCUCGGUAGCCCUCCCGGCAAGGUCUAUGGCAACCUCCGAACCGUUGCUUCUCGCAUGAAGGAGCGAUUCUGA
Molecule: messenger RNA, 768 nt
Organism: Penicillium brasilianum
Lineage: Eukaryota; Fungi; Ascomycota; Eurotiomycetes; Eurotiales; Aspergillaceae
Source: the annotation of a GenBank genome assembly